ACAAGCCGUCUGCACAGUGACUGAUGGGAGAAUAAAUAAAGUGAAACAUUGUCUCUCUGGAGCCGGACAUCGAGCCCGUGUCUGUCUCAUUCACGGCUGGUAUUAUACCCGACUCUGCCCGGGGGAGGACACCGACAGAUGCUCGAGACAAGCGGUCACGGAGAGGACACAUCACCGGCAGCUCACAUCCAGACACAUGCGGACACAGCGCAGACUGGACCGCGGGGGGGGGACAUGGCGUGUGACAGCCACACAGUCCGUGUUAGCAGCCUGAAAUGUUAGCGAGCUAACAUCUGAAGAUAUAAACAGCAGUGUGUACACAGUGAAGCGGCGCAGCCACAGCUAACCGCAGGCUAAUGCUAGCGUUGUAGCCAACAGGCUAUUUGCUGGUGUGUAGCCAGCUAACUUUAGCUGCUCGGGGCCUGUCUUCUUCUUCUUCUGCCUCCUGGGACCGACGCUUUCAGGAUAAUUCAAGGGACAUGGAUUUCCCAGGCCACUUUGAGCAGCUCUUCCAGCAGUUGAACUACCAGCGUGUCCAUGGCCAGCUGUGCGAUUGCGUCAUCGUUGUGGGGAGCCGACACUUUAAGGCCCAUCGCUCUGUGCUGGCAGCCUGCAGCACUCACUUCAGAGCCCUGUUCACUGUGGCAGAGGGAGAUGCGAGCAUGAAUAUGAUUCAGCUGGACAGCGAGGUGGUGACGGCUGAAGCUUUUGCUGCUCUGGUGGACAUGAUGUACACGUCCACACUGAUGCUGGGGGAGAGCAACGUCAUGGAUAUCCUCCUCGCUGCCUCACACCUGCACCUCAACAAUGUAGUCAAAGCCUGUAAACACUACCUGACAACACGUACGCUGCCUAUGUCACCUUCAUCCGACAGACCCAUACAUCACCACCCUCAGCAGGACCAGCAGAGGCGCAGGCAGCAGCAGCAGCAGCAGCAAGCAGAUUUAGCAGCGAACCCUACUCUAGCAGCCAAUGCUAACCUUGCAACAAAUGCUGCUGCAUCAAAGUUACAGCGCUCCUUCCUUUUGCAGCAGCUCGGACUCAGCUUGGUGAGCUCUGCUUUAGGGGGGAUGGAGGAGGAUGGGAUGGGAAAUAUAGUUGGCAAUAGAGAGGUGGGACAGAGAGCCUCUUUCCCAAUCCGACGCUUCCACAAACGCAAGCCCUCUCUAGCAAUGAACCUGUCAGAAGAGAGACCCAGGCAGAGGCAACGCACCUCAGGCCCUAACCUGGGUUUGUUGGGAGAAGAGGGGGUGAACGCAGAGCGAGAGGAAGGAGCACUCCUGUCCCCCGACUCCCACAAGAUGGGGGAUGAAUCAAAAUUAGAUGCUGCCAUUACUGGCCUCGUAGGUGUCUCCCAAGAUGAUCCUCAGAUGCCCAGCCAGUCAGACAGUGGACACUGUGGGGGGGAUGACUUGGGGAGAAUGCAAGGAGGAGUGAGCAAGGAGGAGGAUAUAGAUGACCAUGACCAUCAGGUCAACAGGUUAGCUGUGAAGAUUAAAUCAGGGACAGAGGAAGAAGAGGCUGAAGAACAAGAACAGAAGGUGGUGGUUAAACGAGAGCCGCUAAGCUCGCCUGAGCCAACGGAUGAAAUCAGCGAUGUGACAUCGCAGGCUGAGGGCAGCGACCCGGCCGAGCCUGGAUGUCCAGAGGAGGAGGAGAAGGUGGAGCUGAGCCCAGAGAGCAGCGAUCGCAGCUUCACCUCUGAACCCCAACCCAGCUCUGACUCUCUGCUUCAGCCCAGCUCCCAGCUUCUCAUCAAAAGCAACAUGGGAGGAGGCGCCGGAGUCGCAGGAGGUUUUGGAUGUAAUAACGGGUUAAAUAGCAAACCUGGUUUCAGUAUUUCUAGCUUCCUUAACCCAAAAGAUUUUGGAAGUGGGGGUGCAGGGCUGGUUACGGGAGAAGAUGAACUGCCCAACACGACAACUGGGGAUGCAGUAGCGCAUCACUUCCUGCUGAGACAGGAAUCUGCUGGACCACCUGGCUCUGCUUCUUCUUGUCAUCUGCAGUCCCCACUCAGUGGUGAGAGUCGCAACGGUUUUGGCGACAACUUGCAGCCUGAUUCUCUGUUCCUCCGUCCCCUGCAUGACAGUUUAGGGAACCCCAGAGGAGGUGGAGGAAAUGUGAGUGGAGGGCAUGGAGGGUUUGAGCCCUUUGGUUUGGACUUCCAGCGCUCCAGCCUGGGGCUUCAUUCUCUAGGGCGACCCUCACGAGGAGCCGGAGGAGCCGCCACUGCCUCUCUGGGCUAUCCAGGAUACAGGCGUAUUGCUCCAAAAAUGAUGGCCAGUAUAGGAGGAGAAGAAGGUGUAGGCGGGGUUCUUCAGGAUUCUGCCUCUUCCUCCUCAAGUCUGGCAAGUCCCCUGCUUCUCAACGAGAGCGGUGGGUAUGAUAUGAACAGUGGCAGGCCCACCUCCCUCCCCCCUCAGCUCACCCGAGCUUCAGCGGAUGUCCUGUCUAAGUGCAAGAAAGCUCUGUCAGAGCACAAUGUCUUGGUGGUCGAGGGAGCUCGGAAAUACGCCUGUAAAAUCUGUUGCAAAACUUUCCUGACCCUGACUGACUGCAAGAAACAUAUCCGUGUCCACACAGGGGAGAAACCCUAUGCCUGCCUCAAGUGUGGGAAGCGCUUCAGUCAGUCCUCCCACCUAUACAAGCAUUCCAAGACCACCUGUCUGCGCUGGCAGAACAGCAACAUGUCCAACGGCCUGCUGUAGGAUGAAUACAUUGGGAAUCAGAAUAUAAAAAUCCCUAAAAUAGUUUGAAUCUUUCUGAAGCUGUGACAGACCAGCCAGAUCAGCUGUUAUGUUUAAACUAACCAAUCCUGAUCACAGACCAAAGACAGGGAUGAUAAUAUCGUAUCAUACAUUUUAUUUAGGAGUAACCCAUAAUAUCAAGUCAGUAAAAGUAUCUGUAAACACUUUUAACCUGUAGAAAGAUUGUAGGGAUGCAGGAAAUGUAUGUAUUGCUAUUGACUCAUAUAUUAACAUUUAUGUACAUUGUAAUCUCUCCUAUACGAUUAACAAAAAAAUCAAAUGGACUUAGUAUUAUAUGAUCCAGGCCAGUUCAGGUGUUGCUUUUAAAGCUGCUUCACUGUUGGUUUUGUGUUUUAAAAUGUUGACCCUCUAAUUGUUAGUUGACAUUAGUGCUGAACAUCUAUAGUUUACUGUAUGUUUAUAGAUGCAGAUUUGAUUCAGUCAUUCUAACCCUCAUUCUGAGUGGUUGUAGUUAAAGGGCAAGUAUAAAUGGACAUCAUGUAAAAUAACCUGCUUACGUGUCGAUUUUAAAGUCCAAACAUGUAGCAGUAACCUGCAUCCCACUGAUGGGUGAUCCCAAUUGUGCAUAUACUGACGAUUGCUUGUUCAGUUCAAUGACAGUCAUGACUGUGAACUAACUGGUUUCUGUUUGGGUGCAAGAAAUAAUUCCUGUAUUUAUUUCGAAGGGUCUUCUUUCGUUUACUCAAUAUUAAAAGGUAGCUAGAGUUAGAGACCAGGAUAAGAACACCAACAAAAAAAUAAUUCAACAUUUUAAAACAGCCAAUUAUGGAUUUCAUGCAUUUUCAACCACCUUAGGUAAUAUUGACAACAUGUUUGUUAGCUGCCAAAUAAUUCAGUAUGAAGUAACAGGGCCUUCACACUUCACGUGACAACCAGAAUUAAAUCUCUUACUUUGAUAAAUUUGUUCCUGACUGUCAGGUCCAACUAGUGGACAAAUGGGGACCUUUACAUUUUCUAAUCACAUCUUGCCUAUGUUUACAGCUCACUCUAUUGACAUGGAAGUCCCUUUGUUUAAGGAAGCAAAAUAAUCUGAGAAAUGAAAGUGGGAUGAGUGUCAACUUGCAGCAUCUUUGCAUUAGCAGCAGGAUCAGUUCUGUGUUUACUGGGCAUUCCAGUCUCAUUUUGAUAAAUAUAGUAUAAUAUGAUAUUGUAUUAUAAUGCUAUGAUAAUACUGAAGAAUGUGCUGUAAAUGCACCUUAUUUUCAGUCACGUGCAAAACGUGCAGUUACUGAUAGUUGUAUAAGGGACUUUCCGUAUUGGUUCCUGACUGGGAAGGACCAGAAGACAAACUCAGCUGUGGCCAAACACAUUUACUGAUUGUCCAAUCAUCUGUGUGCAUGCGUGUGUGUGUGUCUGCGUGUGUACAGUUUGUGUCGUCUGAGUAAACCGUUUACAGGAUAUUGAGGUUUAGCGUGUUCUGAAAAAGUGCUUUGGAAAUGUAAAUACUGCACAUUUGUGGUUGGUUUCAUACUUUUGCUCUUGUAGAAGAGACAAAACAACUCAACGUUCUGUAUAAGUUUGCUACUGUACUUGACAUCAGUGCUUUAUAAAUGUCUCUUUUUACAUCUAAUGUUGCAUCUGUUACUAAUGCACUUAGACAAAUCAUGCUCUUUUAUAACUAACACGUUUACUGAAAUGUUGAAUCUUGUGAAAACGUUGCCGUAAUGGAAUUAUCCAACUCUACCUGCUCUGUUACUUCACCUUUAUGUUGGAUUGAAGUGAAGUUUUGCUCCUCUCAGUCGUAAAACAUUUCCAAAACUUGAAUAUCAUUGAAUAUUUCACAUGGGGAUCAUUUUGAAACAAAAGAUUUUUUACAUAAUCUCUUUUUGCAUGUAAAUGUAAAAGGAGUUUUUUUACUUAAAUAUACUUUAAUGUCUAUCGUUACCUUGAUUGAUGCUGUAAGUUUCCCAACUAUUGUUCAAUUCAGAAUUUAUUUUGUUUAAAAAAAAAAAAAACACACAGGAAACCUAAUUUGCAACUUGGAGAAAAUAAUAUACAGAAGAUUUUGACAUGAACCUGACUGAGAAUGUCUGACUUCCAGCAGGUUGUAAAUAAGAGCAGCUUCACUGGUCAUUGAAUGUUCAUGCAGUGUUGUAAAGUUCUGUUUUAGUGAACUUAAAUGAAAAAAUUACUUUAAAUAUGCCUUUUUAUAUACCUGAUUGCUUGCUAUAUCGUGUCUCCUACACUGUCAAAGAGAUUCACGUGGUCUUUGGUUUUCAUUUGCUUUCCCCACUGUACUGUAGAGUCAUUGCACUGUUAGCCUGUAGAAAAUGACAGAUUAAUUUGACAGAUUUUAAGCAUAAUCUCAAAUAGAAGAUGUUCAAAUGUUCUCCCUGUAAAAGGAAGUAGGUAGUAAUUCUCUUCACUGUGGAGUAAAGUCACUGUAGCUGAUGGUUAAAUCUGGAAUCUGACAUCUGUCCCUGUGCUGCCUCCUCUGUCAUGAUGGAAAGAGCAGGCUGUGGUUUGUAAAAAUGAUGAGGUGAAGGAACACUCCUUCAUGUCUCACAUAGUGGCCUGUUAGGAAUUCAAAUCCUGCUCUUCCAAAGCUGUUGAUGUGAAUCUCUGAAAAAUGCACUGACUAUAUUACCCGUGUAUGAACAUGCCAAACUUUAAAAAAACAAAUUGAUAAGAAAGUCACUGCCUUACUCUAGCUUGAAAAGCUGG
Messenger RNA from Paralichthys olivaceus (Japanese flounder), 5432 nucleotides. Its product is annotated as zinc finger and BTB domain-containing protein 5. Gene Ontology annotation, molecular function: DNA-binding transcription factor activity, RNA polymerase II-specific; protein binding. Lineage: Eukaryota; Metazoa; Chordata; Actinopteri; Pleuronectiformes; Paralichthyidae. Gene Ontology annotation, cellular component: nucleus. Gene Ontology annotation, biological process: regulation of transcription by RNA polymerase II. The record is from RefSeq and is a predicted model, not a curated record.